Messenger RNA from Asparagus officinalis (garden asparagus), 1794 nucleotides. Its product is annotated as CMP-sialic acid transporter 4. Lineage: Eukaryota; Viridiplantae; Streptophyta; Magnoliopsida; Asparagales; Asparagaceae. The record is from RefSeq and is a predicted model, not a curated record. Gene Ontology annotation, molecular function: pyrimidine nucleotide-sugar transmembrane transporter activity. Bases 152 to 1369 code for a protein of 405 amino acids. Gene Ontology annotation, cellular component: Golgi membrane. The transcript has 16 exons. Gene Ontology annotation, biological process: pyrimidine nucleotide-sugar transmembrane transport.
UUCCGCACUCGCCUAUUGGAUAUUCCCUUUCUCUUCCUCGAUCUCCGAACUCUAUAGAUCUCCCACUCUUUAGAGCUCGAUCAAUCAGUACUCAUCAAUCGAUUCGAGCUCGCUGAACUCGCGAUCUAGAUCUCAAAUCCUGCGACUAGAUAUGUUGAAGAACGGGGUGAUGGAGUGUAGCGUUUGCCACUCAAAAUUGAUAUCACAGAACGCUAGAGCGGUGUCGAGGGCGUACGAUAAGCACAGGAGCAGUGUAUCGUCGAAGCAUCGAGCUCUCAAUGUUCUUCUUGUUGUUGGUGACUGUGUCUUGGUUGGUCUCCAGCCUAUUUUGGUCUACAUGUCGAAGGUGGAUGGUAGCUUUAAGUUUAGUCCCAUCAGCGUGAACUUUUUGACGGAGACUACGAAGGUUUUCUUUGCCAUUGUGAUGCUAUUAUUUCAGGCUAGGCAUCAAAAUGUAGGCGAGAAACCUCUCCUUUCUGUUUCAACCUUCGUGCAGGCUGCUCGCAAUAAUGUUCUUCUGGCUGUUCCAGCUCUUUUAUAUGCCAUCAACAACUACCUAAAGUUCAUUAUGCAGUUAUAUUUCAAUCCUGCAACAGUGAAAAUGUUGAGCAACCUAAAGGUCUUGGUUAUUGCUCUCUUGUUAAAGAUGAUAAUGAAAAGGCGUUUCUCAGUGAUUCAGUGGGAAGCUCUUGCACUUUUGCUUAUCGGAAUAAGUGUUAAUCAGCUCAAGUCACUGCCUGAAGGUACCAAUGCACUUGGUCUUCCAGUUGCAACGGGUGCAUACCUGUAUACUUUGAUCUUUGUAACAGUUCCAUCUCUAGCUUCAGUAUACAAUGAAUAUGCUUUGAAAAGCCAGUUUGACACUAGUAUCUAUCUUCAGAACUUAUUCUUAUAUGGUUAUGGUGCAAUCUUCAACUUUCUUGGCAUAGUUGGAACUGCCAUUGUCAAAGGAUCUAGUAGCUUUGACAUCCUUCAGGGCCACUCUAAAGCUACAAUGUUACUGAUCGUCAACAACGCAGCACAAGGCAUAUUAUCAUCAUUUUUCUUCAAAUAUGCAGACACAAUCUUGAAGAAAUAUUCGUCAACAGUUGCCACUAUUUUCACUGGCAUAGCAUCUGCUGCACUUUUUGGUCAUACUCUAACUAUAAACUUUAUCUUGGGAAUCUCUAUAGUGUUCAUUUCAAUGCACCAGUUCUUUUCUCCACUUGCAAAAGUCAGAGACGAGACACCACAAGGGACAGUAGAAAUGAAUGAUCCCAAAAAUAUCAGGUCCACAGAAGAAUCUUUUGUAAAUAUGACGGCUGGUGCAACUGAAGAUGCUAGUCAUCGUGUUAAACCUGACGAGAGGCAGCCACUGCUCCCUAUCUGAUCUUACUCUCUAGGCAUUUCAUAUUCAUUAGAUACUGAUUUAGCGCCUCUUAUGCUCUAGGUAUUUUGGGAGGAGAUCCAAUAUAGAGACGAACAAAACUAUACGUUGCGGGAUAAAUAUAGUAUAUAUACUCAUAGAUGUAAGCAGAUUAUAGGCGAAAAGCAAGCAUCGGGGGCUUGAAAUGGACGAAGAUCUUGCAUCGAGAUCUCCAAAUGAAUGACAGUGAGAUAUUAUAUUUCAUCACUGAUUGAAUUCUAUGUAUCAUAAAUGACAUUGUUUGCUCUAUCAUAGUGAUUUUUGUCCAGGUCCUGCUGCUUCUCAAUGUAUUGUUCUCGGCUAUUUUCACUGUAAAGACUGUAACACGAGUUUUCUUUUAUUAUUUUUAAUAAAAAAUGGAGGCCCGAAAUAGUGUUUUCCUCUGCUGA